GGUGUUGUGAACCUGAAUGGUGAGGACAUUAAGUCCAAGCGUGGCGUGCGGCAGGGCGAUCCAUUAUCUCCCUUGCUGUUUAUGAUGGUAAUGGAUGAAGUGGUGAAACAAUGCCGGCCAGAGCUCGGCUAUAACUUAGAAAGCACAAGAAUUGGGGCGCUGGCGUAUGCGGACGACUUAGUACUACUGGCUCCUUCUCGUUCCGAGUUGGAGGAGAAACUGGAAAGGUUAGCCCCAGCCCUAACAGCUGCGGGUAUGGAUUUGAAUGGCGCUAAAAGCGCCGCUAUGAUUGUAGAGAAGUCGGGAAAGCAUAAAACGCUGGCAAUUGUGCCUGGGUCACUCCAGGUUGGAACUGAGGAAAUUAAAUGUUUGGGACCCACAGACACAGUGAAAUACCUGGGUCUGCGGUUCAACUGGAAAGGAAGAUUGAGAAUGAAUGCUGGGAAUAUUUUCCAAGAAAUGCUAUCGAAUAUAUCCAGGGCUCCGCUGAAGCCCUACCAGAAGCUUGAAAUACUCAAAGAGUUUGCGACCCCGCGCCUGCAGUACGAACUGGUUCUCGGCAGUGCGCACAGGAACACCUUGAAAGCGUUGGACGUGGCGGCUCGCCACGCGCGUAUAGCAAGCUCUCCCGACCCGGUGGUACGAAGCCUUCUCAAGGCUAAGAAUGUGAUGUCAGAACAAAGGUUGGCGUACAUUCCUGUGCGUGCCAAAGAGACACUGGUGAGUUCGGCAGACGAGGUGUCACAGGCUUGGCGAGCUGAUUUGAAGUCAAGUGUGGAUGGGAGAGAGCUGGUCACAGAAUCUGUUGACCAUGCAAGUUUUGACUGGCUGGCGAACCCAAGGACUGUCCUGCCUCGACUUUUCAUACGGGGUGUUCAACUCCGUGCGGGUGUCCUGGGCUCCAAGGAGAUCUUUCCGACCAAUGACGGUGGACCGCGGAAACCGGAUGGACGCGAUUCCCUGAUGGCUGGGAAGACCCUCUGUGCAAGCCCAACGGCCCUGAGUCAAAGUCAUCGGCGCUUGACCUCGGAUUGGAUCUUACGCGUUGGAACCAUUAUUCACCCCGAAUGUUUUCUUGGAAUGUUGCAUGACUGGUCGAAUACGCGACCUCGUGAAUGA
Molecule: messenger RNA, 1119 nt
Organism: Opisthorchis viverrini
Lineage: Eukaryota; Metazoa; Platyhelminthes; Trematoda; Opisthorchiida; Opisthorchiidae
Exons: 4
Coding region: 82-1119 (345 amino acids)
Source: RefSeq, a predicted model, not a curated record